ACAUCUAGGAAUGGGCCUUGCCGCACAAGCAAUGCAUAAAGUUUUUCCACGGAUAUCGAAUUUCAUAUACCAAACCCUAAAGUUUUUUUUUCGUUUCCACACAUCGAUUUUCCAUUAAGAUUUCAAAAAUGUCAAAAAGCUUCAUCACCACAUUCGUUCGCCUCGCCAUCAGAUCUACCGGAAAACCCUCCAACACAGCCGCUUUUGCCGCAAGAAACGUCAGGGCUCUCAACACAUCAGCCAUUUCUGAACCAGCUCUAGUAGAUAAUUCCAGUGAAAUUUCACAACAAAUAUCGCCUCAAUAUGCGUCUAAAACGAGUUGGUCUGCGAAACUACGAUCUGCUCUGGAUAAUGGUGCUAAAACUUCAGCAAUAUCUAGACUUGAGUCAUCAGGAUUCGAACUAGCAGAUGAUUGUCAAGCCGCGAUUCUACUUAACAUAGAAAAUGCUCAGAGGAGCAAUGAUGAAGAGUAUGUCACUGAUCAGAUCGCAAAGGCUUUCGAAAUUAUCGCAGCCAUGAAAGGAUCAAAUAUCAAUGGAAAUGAAAAAGUCUAUGGUCCUCUUCUUCACUUCUUAAUUGAUAAGAAAAUGGUAGAAGAAUUCCAUAUGCUUGUUGAAGCAAUGAGGGAUGAUAGUGAUCAUUAUUGGUUACGGGAAAAGUUAGCGAGAUUAGGUUACUAUAAAAUGCUUCUUUGGAUCAAGCUCAAAGACGAAGAAAAGAUCAAAGAAGUUUGUUCUAUGAUUAUCAAAAGGUUCAAAGAAAAAAUUGCGGUAGAAAAAAAUUGUUCCAAGCCACCUGUUAUCCGUCGCGGCUGGGAAAUCCAUCGAAUGGAACUUUGCAAUAAACAAUGUCCAAAAUUAACGAAACAUUAUCUGCUUGCACUUUGUGAGAAAGACCAGCAUAAGGAGGUUUUGAGGAUAUUAGAAACUCUAGACAUAACCAGAGUCGAGUCUUUUCGCCUUUGGACAAGCAUUUUCGAACACCUUGGAAGGUCACUAGCAGAAUCUGUUGCAAAGAAGCUCCUCCGUGAAUUGAACAAGAAUGGUCUUUCCAAUUAUAGAGAGCAUGACGUUUCUGAGCUGAUCUUUAGCUACGUAACCAGCAUUCCUAACCUGUCGAUUGGUAGUGCCUUUUUCAAGUUCAAAGAGUUGCUUAACGAGCUGGAUAUUACCCCUUCAACAGCAUCGUAUAAGAAGCUUAUCAACUAUAGUUGCGAUUCACGAAAGGUAAUUUUUUUCUUUUCAUCAAAACCUACUUGUUUUUUUUUUUAACUUUAGGUGGAACUUAGUUUUAGUUUCUUCAGCCGGUUUUUAUAUAUGUUAUUACAGGAGGAAAUUGGUCUAUCUAUAUUGCAACACAUGUAUGAAGUGGGUCUAAAAGUACCAUCAAACGAUGCGGUUUACCUUUUUCGUAGCAUUGAGAAGAACUAUGGGUUUAAUCUGGUUAGAGGUGUAGAAGAUGUGCUUACAGAGAUGCAUAAAAAAGGGGACAAAAGUAAAAUGUUCAAUCUACGGUUGGCUGAAUACAUUUUGGAGGUGUUGUUUGGAGGAUGUGAACGAAAUCAGAAGGAAGGAGAUAGUUAUAAACCAUGGUUAAUCAACAACUAUUUUAGAUGAAAAUUGGAUGAUUAUAAGAGAAAGUAUCCUAAGGUUUGAACAAAAAAAAGCAAUGUUCUUCAUUUGUUUUAAAGUGGUAUCCACUUAUCUGUGGGUUCAGUGGCCUUGUCCAAAUC
This is a messenger RNA of Arabidopsis lyrata subsp. lyrata, 1732 nucleotides long. RefSeq names its product pentatricopeptide repeat-containing protein At4g04790, mitochondrial. The transcript has 6 exons. The record is from RefSeq and is a predicted model, not a curated record. Lineage: Eukaryota; Viridiplantae; Streptophyta; Magnoliopsida; Brassicales; Brassicaceae. The coding region runs from base 129 to 1271 and encodes 380 amino acids.